This is a messenger RNA of Labrus mixtus (cuckoo wrasse), 2216 nucleotides long. It is a transcript of the gene necab3, whose product is annotated as N-terminal EF-hand calcium binding protein 3. Gene Ontology annotation, molecular function: calcium ion binding. NCBI's taxonomy places the organism in Eukaryota, Metazoa, Chordata, Actinopteri, Labriformes, Labridae. Bases 191 to 1282 code for a protein of 363 amino acids. Gene Ontology annotation, cellular component: cytoplasm; endoplasmic reticulum; Golgi cis cisterna. The transcript has 13 exons. Gene Ontology annotation, biological process: regulation of amyloid precursor protein biosynthetic process. The record is from RefSeq and is a predicted model, not a curated record.
ACAACAACACAAAGUUACAGAGCAUCUCUCCGAGUCCCCGCCUGCCUUCUUCUCGCUCGACUUCACCUCCUCUCCGUGUCUCACCUGCAGUCUUCACCUCCUCCAGACCUCCAGCGAUACUUUAGCUUCCACCUCUUCCCCGUCUACAGUUUACCCAUCUGAUCUGAGGUGUGUCUGGACGAGAUCAAAGAUGCUGGCUUGUACGGAGAUGAUCACUAUGUGCCUGCAGUCCGCCAAGCAGAAGCAUCUCCGGGCUCAGCAGCAGCAGCAGCAGCAGCCGCUGCACAGCGCCGGACAGGGGCUUAGUAUCUUUCAUGAUAUUUUCCGCAGAGCAGACAAAAACGAUGAUGGCAAGCUGUCUUUUGAUGAGUUCAAUGUUUACUUUGCGGACGGGAUCCUGACCACUGAGGAGCUACAGGAGCUCUUCUACUCCAUAGAUGGCCGACAGAACAACAAUCUGGACACUGACAAGCUAUCAGAUUAUUUUUCUCAGCACCUGGGCGAGUACCUCAAUGUACUUUCAGCCCUGGAGAGCCUGAAUGUCGCCAUUUUAAAGGCUAUGGAUAAAACUAAAGAGGAGUACCAGGGGUCCAGUGUGCUGGGCCAGUUUGUCACCAGGUUCAUGCUAAGGGAGACGUCAAGUCAGCUGCUGUCCCUGCAGAGGUCACUGCAGUGUGCCAUGGAGGCUGUGGAGGAGCAGAGCAGCCCGGCACCCAGAGAGGUAAAGGCACCCGAGCUGACAGUAGCAGAGAGGAACGGCAGGCGGUGUGGUCGCAGGCUCCAUAAUAACCUGUGCAUGUCACCAUCAGAUCCCUGCUCUGGCAUCCUGACCACAGGUGUGAACGUGGUAGAUGGAGAGAACUGGUGCUCUCAAAUCAGCCGUCUGCAACAACUGCUGGAUAAACUGGAGUGUCAGAGUCCCAAGUUGGAGCCACUGAAAGAGGACACUCUGGCCAGCACGUACAAGUCUAACAUCCUGCUGGUUCAGAGGCAGAUGUCAGUGACCGACCAAGAUCUGGACAACUUCCGGAAAGUUCUGAAGAGCUACAUCGAUGCCACCUCGGCCCACUCUGACAACCUGCACGUGUCGGUUCAGAAGCUCCCGGGGAAGUCGUGUUACAUAAUGUAUGAGUUCUGGCAGGACCGAAUCUCCUGGAUGAGCUACCUGCAGUCCAACAGCAGUAAAGACUUUCAGCGCUGCGUCAUUGACAUGCUGGAGGACGCUGAAAUAGUUUCUACUAUGUUGCUCCCAGCGUCCUGGUGGAUUAUGACUAACAACUAACCCCUGGAUGUCACAUCCACUGCCUACACUGUCACACGGACAAAGACACACUGCCGCUUCAACCUUCCCACCCACACGCAUGCACAGAACACAUACACAGACGCACACACACACACAUACACACAUGCAUAUGGGAAUUCAAAAGGCAUCCAUCCAUGUGUUUGAAAGCAACAGGAGACUGAGACAAUGGCGUCAUCCAGCUUCCUCCAGCAGCAUCCUUUAAUGUUCCUCUGACUGCGAAUGCUCAUUAUUGUGCCGCUUGUAUCAAAAGGGAUAGUCGCACCCCUAUAGCCGAUCUAUACACUUGAAAGUGACGGAUUCAGCGCGACGCAAAAGCAGUUUUCUUUUUUUUAAUAACUCCGUCUUUCACUUGUGCAAUCGCCUCCUCUCUCAUGCAGUGUUUUUCUGAUAAUUAUGCCAGUGGAGAAACCACCAAAACCACGCUAGAAUAGGCCACUACUGCAAAUCAAAUUGGAAUGAAAACAACCAUGGCAGUAGUGUUUUGUGCUUUUGAUGAGUUGUUUACUGUGGAAUACGAUUUCAGACAAGCCGAGAGGAAGAGGAGAUAAAGGGUUACUGCAGCUGAAACAUGCAUGCUGUUGACUGUGAAACACUACCUUUCUCUCCUGGCUGUAUACGCUGUAUUAUAGAUACUGUAGCACUGUUUUUAUUUCCUGUCGCUUUCCUACUGUCCUGUGCAUACAGUGCCAACAAAAGGUGUCAACAGAAACACGCCACCUGCCCUGACUUUAAUUUAGUGCUCGAUAUUUAAGUGGUCAGUUAUUGGUAUGAGUUUUAUCUCCUCAGUCUUUAGUCUGAGAAGCACAUUCUCUGUUUCAAAUGUAAAGUAUCUCUUAAAUAAUGUGUAUUCAAGGGGAAAUGACAGUUUGUGGGGGGGUUUUAUUGUAACACUAAGUUAUAAACUUUAAAUAUA